CUUAGCAGACACCCUUACCCAGGGCUACUUACAGUUGUAUACAAAAAAAUACAUAUCAAGAAUUACAGCACAAUUAAGAGCAAGAUACAAAAUACAAUGACUUCAGUCCCAAUAAGAGCAAAUACAAAACACAGUACGAUUUGAUAUCGGGGCAGUUCAAGAGCGGAUAACAGUGUUGAUAGUUACAUCAGGGUUAGAUACGAGUGCAAAUACAAAAUACUACAGAUUGGCUUCAGGAUUAAAUGCAGUAAAAUAGGGAGCAGAUAAGUGCAAGUUAAAGUGCAUUGAAGGCAGAGUGCUAUGUUGUCCAGAAGGGAAGAGUUGAGUUUUACAGGUGUUGAUCUAGGAAUACAGGGUGAAUGGGGGCACUAAAUAUCCCUCUAAACUAUCGAGAUAUCUGAUCACUAGAUAAUUGUAAUGAGCAAUCUGUCUUCAAGAGCAGUAGUACCCGAAAUAUUAUUCAUUUACUAGCAAUGCAGAAGGGCGUUGUGCAGCAUUUGUUCUUCAUUUCACCUUACAAAACAGGAUUCUGCAAAGGUGACUGGAAACACUGAACCACCUUGAAUGUAAUUGUUGGAAAUUAUCUUAGUUUCUUUUUCAUAUCAAAAAUAAAAAUAAAAAGCAUUGUUUCAUUUCCUCAUGCAUUUCUGUUUUCUCUGCUCAAACCAUAUUUAUGUGUGCACAUGAUUUUAACGAGAAAGCAGUGGUACCCUGGAAUUAGUAGAAGACACCAGGGGUGUUUUUGCAAAAUGGGAAAAUGAGGAAAUACAAUAAUGUUGAGUGGCUGGUGGUAAACUGAGCUUGGUUUCAACAUAAUUUCUGUGACGUAUGUUUUGAGAAGCUACUGAAAGACACAAGCCAAUGUAAGGUUAUAAAAAGAUCUGUGUCUUGUUUCUCUUUAUCUAAGUUCAGUGGAAAUAGAGAGUGGCUUUGGGGUGGUUGAUAAGGAAAACCAACCAUUCAAAUAAAGAAAACUAUUAAUAAUAGUGUGAUGUGCAUGUUGGUCACAUUCAUUUAGUUCCUGUUUAGGAGAACUAUACCUAUUUUCAUUAGCAAAGUUUAAAGCUUUGAUGUUUAUCUGAACUCUGCACUGGGCGUACAAUGGCAAAACUUAAUGAAUGCAUUCCUUUUGGGCUCAUCUUGGUUGUUCCUUUAAUUGCUUAUGUUACUGCAGAAAAUAUAAGUGUGCCUGUAUAUGGAGCCCUGGGGGAGUCUGUGUAUCUGCACUUCAAUACGACCUUGAACAGCAGUGCUGAGGUGCAAUGGAAGCGGGGAGUCAAUCGCAUUGCUGUGUUUAAGAAUAACAGAACGGCCUUUGAUAAUCCUUAUAAAAACAGGACUGAGAUUUUUGCUAAUGGAACCCUCAGACUGGACAGAACUCAGAAAAAUGAUUCGGGAGAUUACUCUGUGGAAGUGUUUAAUACUGAUGGAACUAACAUAUUUAAGGGAAGCAUGCAGGUUUAUAUUCAAGUUACUGCAGAAAAUAUAAGUGUGCCUGUAUAUGGAGCCCUGGGGGAGUCUGUGUAUCUGCACUUAAAUACGAUCUUGAACAGCAGUGCUGAGGUGCAAUGGAAGCGGGGAGUCAAUCGCAUUGGUGUGAUUAAAAAUAGCAGAACUGUCUUCUAUGAUCCUUAUAUAAACAGGACUGGGAUUUUUGCUAAUGGAACCCUCAGACUGGACAGGACUCAGAAAAAUGAUUCAGGAGAUUACUCUGUGGAUGUGUUUAAUACUGAUGGAACUAACAUAUUUAAGGGAAGCAUGCAGUUUUAUAUUCACGUUACUGCAGAAAAUAUAAGUGUGCCUGUAUAUGGAGCCCUGGGGGAGUCUGUGUAUCUGCACUUCAAUACGACCUUGAACAGCAGUGUUGAGGUGCAAUGGAAUCGGCGAUUCAAUCGCAUUGCUGUGUUUAAGAAUAACAGAACGGCCUUUGAUAAUCCUUAUAAAAACAGGACUCAGAUUUUUGCUAAUGGAACCCUCAGACUGGACAGAACUCAGAAAAAUGAUUCGGGAGAUUACUCUGUGGAUGUGUUUAAUACUGAUGGAACUAACAUAUUUAAGGGAAGCAUGCAGGUUUAUAUUCAAGAGGCUGUCUCCCAGCCUGUGGUACACUCCACCUGUCUGUCCCAAGGGAAGGUGCUGCUGGUCUGCACAGUGGAUAAAGGGGAUAAUGUUUCAUUUAACUGGAGUUUAGAAGGAGUGCCGCUGAAUACCAGCCUUGCUUACUUUAGUGAUGAAGAACAUGUUGUAAUAUUGAAGAAGCAUGUCUCUGGUAAUCUUGUCUGCAUUGCUACAAACCAAGUCAGCACAAACCAGAGUGACUCUGUGAUAUCAAACUGCUCAGAGCCUGUCUCUAAGCCUGUGGUACACUCCAGCUGUCUGUCCCAUGGGGAGGUGCUGCUGGUCUGCACAGUGGAUAAAGGAGAUAAUGCUUCAUUUAACUGGAGUUUAGAUGGAGUGCCGCUGAAUACCAGCCUUGCUUAUUUCAGUGAUAAAGAACACAUUGUAAUAUUGAAGAAAAAUGUCACUGGAGAUCUUGUCUGCAUUGCUAAAAACCAAAUCAAUGAAGAGAAGAGUGAUUCUGUGAAGUCAAACUGCUCAAGUUCUGAACCCAAGAUGAAUCCAACAUCUACGCCCAAUCUAGAGACCCAGUUCCAUUGCACCCUGGAGAAUGGGACCCUUAUCAAAUUAUCUGGGGGCAAAGAAGGAGAGGCUUUUCAGUUCUUAAUCAAUAAGAGCAUGAUAAUAACAAACUAUACAAAUGGGUUUGCAUUUUGCAGUCUACAAACCUGCUCUUCAAAUUGCUCUGGCAAUUUAACCACAGAGCCUGGUGAUGCCAGUAAUGCAGAGGAUGCCGAUAUUCUUAAAUAUGUCCUUGGUGGAAGUGCUCUUCUUGUGAUCGUCAUGCUUUCAUUUACACUCUUGUGCAUGUGUAAGAAUAAAAAAAGGAAGGAGAAUGCCCAUUCGGUGAUUACACAAAACAGGAGUGAUGAGCAGCACGUUUCCCUAUCCACAAUGAUACCAGAGACUGCAAGCACAGCAAUCCAAGAUGACCAGGUUUAUACUCAGGUUGUUAAAAAAGGUGGAAAAAAGAAAUCCAAAUGCAAGCCUAAAGAGGACGGUGAGCUGGUUUACGCCCAGGUUGUUAUAAAAGAAGGCAAGAAGAAACCUAUUCAUGACGAAUCUGUGGUUUAUGAUGAAGUUAAGGGGAAAGACAAGAAUAAUCAACAACAGGAUGACAGCGUGGUUUAUGCUGCUAUUAACAAACGAAGAAAUAUAUAAUUGAAGGCAUUGUUUGAUAUAUAUAUAUAUAUAUAUAUAUAUAUAUAUAUAUAUAUAUAUAUAUAUAUAUAUAUAUAUAUGUGUGUAUCUGUAAGGUAUAAACCACGACAGGCUGUGCAGUUCUCAUGAAAUAUAUACACGCAUGGGUGGUGAUUUUUUUGUUUCUUAGUUCUUUGCAUAAUAAUUAAAACAUUGUGUUUUAAUGUUUUGAUAAGUCAGUUUUAACUUUCUUUGGCUUUAAGUUUAGGAGCUUCUAUUCAGUUCUAGUUGCUGUUUUGUUUUUACAUAUAAAGUUUGUAUCUAAAAUAUGCAAAGCAAUUGCAUUAGGUGUAUUAAUAAAGUUUUUUUUUAUUUUCAUUUUUCUUUUAUUUAAGCAGAUGUGUUUCCUAAUGUGUGUUGUAUACUUUUCUGGUAUUUUCUGAAGCUGAUUGCUGUAAAAUAAUACUCCAUUGCAGUCACACAUUUGUAAUUUAAACUUGGUUAUAUUAAACAUGGUUGACUAUGA
Acipenser ruthenus (sterlet) is the source of this 3784-nucleotide messenger RNA. Its product is annotated as carcinoembryonic antigen-related cell adhesion molecule 3-like. The record is from RefSeq and is a predicted model, not a curated record. NCBI's taxonomy places the organism in Eukaryota, Metazoa, Chordata, Actinopteri, Acipenseriformes, Acipenseridae. The transcript is spliced from 10 exons. The coding region runs from base 1102 to 3279 and encodes 725 amino acids.